Molecule: messenger RNA, 1073 nt
Organism: Glycine soja
Lineage: Eukaryota; Viridiplantae; Streptophyta; Magnoliopsida; Fabales; Fabaceae
Product: arogenate dehydrogenase 1, chloroplastic-like
Exons: 6
Coding region: 65-889 (274 amino acids)
Biological process (GO): L-tyrosine biosynthetic process
Molecular function (GO): prephenate dehydrogenase (NADP+) activity; arogenate dehydrogenase (NADP+) activity; NAD+ binding
Source: RefSeq, a predicted model, not a curated record
UACUUUCAAGUUUCAACCUAAUUGAGCAGCGAAAAUCCUCUGAUACUGUUGUUUUCCUGAAACUAUGACAACCAUGUCAACCUCAUCCUCUUCCCAAAGCCUCAAAAUUGGCAUUGUUGGAUUCGGCAACUUUGGCCAGUUUCUGGCCAAGACAAUGAUUAAACAAGGCCACACUCUCACAGCAACUUCUCGAUCUGAUUACUCUCAACUUUGUCUCCAAAUGGGGAUCCAUUUUUUCAGGGAUGUCAGCGCAUUCCUCGCCGCAGACAUAGAUGUUAUAGUGUUGUGCACAUCGAUAUUAUCGCUAUCCGAGGUUGUAGGGUCAAUGCCACUCACUUCCCUGAAGCGACCAACGCUCUUUGUUGAUGUUCUUUCUGUGAAAGAGCACCCAAGAGAGCUUCUACUACGAGAGUUGCCAGAGGAUUCAGACAUACUCUGCACGCACCCAAUGUUUGGUCCUCAGACUGCCAAUAAUGGAUGGGCAGAUCACACUUUCAUGUAUGACAAAGUUCGGAUAAGAGACGAAGCUACUUGCUCUAGUUUCAUCCAAAUCUUUGCUACUGAGGGUUGCAAGAUGGUACAGAUGUCCUGUGAGGAACAUGACAGAGCGGCUGCUAAGAGCCAAUUUAUCACACACACAAUUGGCAGGACAUUGGGAGAAAUGGAUAUUCAAUCCACACCUAUUGACACUAAGGGCUUUGAGACACUUGUUAAAUUGAAGGAGACUAUGAUGAGAAAUAGUUUUGAUUUGUACAGUGGAUUAUUCGUGUAUAACAGAUUCGCCAGACAAGAGUUGGAAAACCUUGAACAUGCCUUUUACAAAGUCAAAGAAACGCUGAUGAUACAAAGGUCGAAUGGGGAGCAGGGUCAUAAAAGAACCGAAAGUUGAUGCAUAUAUAUUUUAUAAGAUAUUUUCUUUAAUUAUCAAAUUCCUCCUGUAGUUCCAAUCAUAAAUUACUCACAUUUCGGUUUUCUAGUACCAAAUUGAAGUUCAAACAACAAACCAAAGAGACUGGUUUAUGUUCAAUCGCUUGCGAUAAAAAUGUUCCCGGGUUCUUAUCCCGAGCAUAUUA